AUGAUGAAGAUGAUCGGUUCUAGCUGUGAGGCGGACAUUUCCACCACGGUCUCCUCCCUAGUCACAACUGCAACGCACAGCUUGACACUACCUAGGCCUCCCCGAUUCACUGUUCAAGGUGGUGAGGCGCGAGAAAGUCUUGCGUUGCAAAAUGUUCAAGCACGCAGUCGUUUAGUGCUGUCCUAUUUGAUGGCCCAACUGAUUCCACAACAACAUCACCUCUCGGGUGGACUUCUGAUGCUAAGCAGUGGAAAUCUGGACGAAUGUCUUCGUGGUUAUUUGACCAAAUACGAUUGUUCCAGCGCGGAUGUCAAUCCAAUCGGUAGUAUCAGCAAACGAGAUUUGCGUGGUUUCAUUCACUAUUGUGCGGAAUCACUCAGCUCGUGUCUCCAACCGCCGUACGACGCACAGCUGAAACUGGUCUUGCAGCAGAUUUCAUCUGCUCAACCAACGGCCGAACUCAUGCCACUGGAUUCUACUGGCUGUGUUCAACAAACGGAUGAAGUGGACAUGGGUCUGACUUACAAUAUGCUUUCGUUGUUCGGUCGUUUGCGCAAAGUGGAAAGCUGCGGUCCGUACAGUAUGCUUUGCCGUUUGCUUGACGGUGCAUGGAUGGAAAUUCAGAAUGACAUACCUGCAGACUAUUUUGAUGCAGAUGGUAAAGGCGGUACCCAGCUGGCCACCUUCCUGUCGGAAAAGGUCAAAUGGUUUUUCCGUAUGUAUGCAAUCAAUCGUCACAAAUGCACCGUACUACCACCAGCCUAUCAUACGGAGGCCUACAACGCGGAUGAUAAUCGGUAA
Molecule: messenger RNA, 801 nt
Organism: Echinostoma caproni
Lineage: Eukaryota; Metazoa; Platyhelminthes; Trematoda; Plagiorchiida; Echinostomatidae
Source: the annotation of a GenBank genome assembly